Molecule: messenger RNA, 858 nt
Organism: Colletotrichum higginsianum IMI 349063
Lineage: Eukaryota; Fungi; Ascomycota; Sordariomycetes; Glomerellales; Glomerellaceae
Exons: 4
Coding region: 1-858 (285 amino acids)
Biological process (GO): mycotoxin biosynthetic process
Source: RefSeq, a predicted model, not a curated record
AUGGCCGAGGACAACCAAGAAAAGCAGUUCAUGCCGUUGAUGCGGGACCACGACUCCGACGCCGACACGUUGGACGAGUUCACCUGCCAGAAAUGCAGACACGCCGGCCGCCAACAGACCAUCUGGCCCGCGGUGGGCGUCAAGGCCAUCCUCAUCGCCCUGUUGGCCGUCGCCGUCGUGAUGGCCGGGCUCGGCAUCGUGGCCUUUGCCGUCGUAUACCAAAACAGCAACCACUGCGACCACAGCGAGCAUGAGUCGAGCACCCUCAACUUGCCGACGGAUUCUCUUUUUGGGGAUAUCCCGUGGCGAAGGGUGAUUAUGGAAAAGGAUCCCCGUUACCAUGAUCCCACCCUGUCCGAGACCGACCAAGGCAACAUGGAAAGACUAAACGAUACUUUUGUCUGGAGCGACAUCCUGCCGACAACCAUGAUUGCCGUCCCCGAUCCGUCCAUCUAUGGUUUAAGCGGCGGAGGUAAGGUAUGGGAAAACCCAGCGGACUUUGACGACAAGACUGAGGCAUGGACCGUCUCCGUCAUGCAUCAGCUGCACUGCCUGGCCGACUUCAAGAAAAACUUCAACAAUCUGAGGAGCGGCGGCGCCCUCAGCGACGGCCAGUACGCGCACCUCACCCACUGCGUCGAGAUUGUGCGCCGCAACGUCAUGUGCAAGGCCGAGCUCGCUCUCGAGCGUCCCAACGACCCUCACAUCUGGCCGGUCCAGCACGUCUCGGGCUGGGGCAACGCGCACGUGUGUAGGGAUUGGGAUCAGGUCAUGGCUGCCAUCAAGAAGUACGCCAUCACCCGCGGCGAGAAUGGAUGGAGAAGGAUCCGGGACGAUGACCCGAAAUUGAUUAUUUGA